AUGGACGAAGGGAAGAUGGACGAGAAUGAAUGGGGGUACCACGGCGAAGGCAACAAGAGUCUGGUAGUGGCCCACGCGCAGCGUUGUGUGGUGCUGCGCUUUCUGAAGUUUCAUCCAAAUAGGAGUAAGGCCUCAGAAGAAAUAUUUCAGCACCUACAGAACAUAGUGGACUUUAGCAAAAAUGUCAUGAAGGAGUUCUUUGGGGAGAACUAUGUUCACUCUGGGGAAGUUGUUCAACUGCCUUUAGAUUUUGUGAAGCAGCUUUGUUUAAAGAUACAGGCCAAAAGACCAGAAUCUCGCUGUGACAAGGACCUGGACACUCUCAGUGGUUAUGCUAUGUGCCUUCCUAACUUGACCAGACUUCAGACCUACCAUUUUGUGGAGCAUCGGCCAAUUCUAUGUGUAGAGAUUAAGCCGAAAUGUGGGUUUAUUCCUUUCUCCAGUGAUGUUACACAUGAGAUGAAGCAUAAAGUGUGUCGUUACUGCAUGCAUCAGCACCUCAAGGUAGCAACUGGAAAGUGGAAGCAGAUAAGUAAAUACUGCCCCCUCGAUCUCUACUCAGGAAAUAAACAAAGAAUGCACUUUGCCUUGAAAAGUUUGUUACAGGAAGCACAGAACAACUUAAAGAUAUUCAAGAAUGGUGAAUUAAUCUAUGGAGGCAAAGAAGCGCGGGACUGUGUGGCUGACUGGAGCGAACUUGCGCACCAUCUGAAGCCUUUCUUCUUCCCUUCCAACGGGCUGGCCAGCGGGCCACACUGCACCAGGGCUGUGAUCCAGGAGCUGGUUCAUGUCCUCACACAGGUGCUACUGAGUGGCACCGACAAGAACCGACCAAGUGUCUGGAGAGCUAUGCCCACCACACAGGGCCCACAAGCCUGCGAAGCCAGCCCCUUCAGCAGGCAGCUGCGCUUUCAAGGAAAAAACACCCCAGAGCACUCAGGGUUACCUAAGGGCUGUCUUCUGUACAAGACCCUCCAAGUGCAGAUGUUGGACAUGCUGGACAUCGAGGGCCUCUACCCUCUGUACAGCCGGGUUGAACGCUACCUGCAGGAGUUUCCUGAGCAGAGAAAAACAUUACAAAUAGAUGGGCCUUACAAUGAAGCAUUUUAUCAGAAGUUGCUUGAUCAUUCUACUGAAGAUGAUGGGACACUGGCCUAUGCGUUAACAAAGGUGCAGCAGUACCGCGUUGCCAUGACCGCCAAGGACUGCUCCAUCAUGAUCACCCUCUCCCCUUGCCUGCAGGAUGAACGCCCUGGUCAAAGACCCAUCGUUCCUUCGUCGAAAUCCCGUCUUGCCUUCUCUGUGUCUGUGCUGGACCUUGACCUCAAGCCCUACGAGAGCAUUCCUCACCAGUACACACUGGAUGGCAAGAUUGUCAGCUACUACUCAAAGACUGUGUGUGCCAAGGAUGCUGCCACGGCCACGCCACCCAGAUUCAAGGGAAAUGAGGACUGCACACUCCUUCUCCACAAAGUCUAA
This is a messenger RNA of Chrysochloris asiatica (Cape golden mole), 1479 nucleotides long. RefSeq names its product inositol 1,3,4,5,6-pentakisphosphate 2-kinase (gene IPPK). Gene Ontology annotation, cellular component: nucleus. Gene Ontology annotation, biological process: inositol phosphate biosynthetic process. Bases 1 to 1479 code for a protein of 492 amino acids. Gene Ontology annotation, molecular function: ATP binding; inositol-1,3,4,5,6-pentakisphosphate 2-kinase activity. The record is from RefSeq and is a predicted model, not a curated record. The transcript has 13 exons. NCBI's taxonomy places the organism in Eukaryota, Metazoa, Chordata, Mammalia, Afrosoricida, Chrysochloridae.